AUGGAUCGAGUCAGAGCUUUGAUAGGGAACCGUCGUAGGUCUCAUCCACAACUUCAUCACAAUACCGCCAUCAUCGAGACAGAAUCAACCCCAAACGAUGAGGAUGACCAAUCCACGAUGCUGGGGGCAAACGAAUUCAAUGAUGAUGCCACUCUUUUAACCACUGCAUCCGAUAAUUCUACCAUUGGGGACCUGGAACGACUUGGCUUCGUCAAUAGAUGUCCCUCAUUUAUCGCUACCAGAUCGGUCCCCUUCGUUUCCAUUCUUCUAACCAGAGGAUUCUUUGCUUUCCCCUCGGAAAGGUCAUUCGAAACAUAUUUGAACAACAAGAGAAGGUUCGAUCAUGUGGAUCCUCAAACAGCAUUAGGGGUACCUUUGUUCCAUGUGAUUUCAUCCAAUGCUGUCAAAUCCAUGUUCAGUGGAAGAUGUACUCCAUUAAUGAAGAUCUAUAAAUACGUUCUCAUACGACGUAAUAAUGAAGAAGAUGAUGAAACAACUGUUAUCAAAGACCAUGAUGAAUUGGUUUUCAAGGCCAAAGAUGACUCGUUUGCAAUUUAUAAGAUUGAAUUCUGUACCAUCUAUAGAGAUAUUAUCAACCAAGAAAGAAUUGAGGACAGUUUUGUGUUUAAUAACUUCGUCACUGAACGAAUGGUUUCUUAUUCUACGAGAAGGAAUACUGACACUACGUUGGGUGAUUUGCAUUUAAGAUGGUAUGGUACCACUGGAUUAGCUUCCCCAUUCGGGUCUUCUUACAUUAAGUUACUUGUACUGGAUGAUAAUUUUCCCUCUUACAUGACUUGCAGGACAUCAGAAGAAUAUGAUGAACAGGAGAGAUCCACUACGACAAGACCCUUGGGACAUUUACCAAUAUGGGCGAGGUAUUCAGAUGAUAGAGCCACAGUGAUUCCGAAAAAGAGAACCAUGAGAUUGGCAAAUUUAGAUAUUAAUGAAACCACAGAGGUUAUCGAUGAUAAGGAAGGUAUUAAUGAUGGCAUUUUAAAUGUUCCUUGGAAUACCCAAGUAUUGACUUGUAUGUGCAUGUCCUUACAUGAGUAUGAAUCUAGAAAAGAUAGGAGACAUAAUGGUUCAGGCAAUCCCAUCUUCUUGGCUACAAUGUAG
Molecule: messenger RNA, 1119 nt
Organism: Naumovozyma castellii
Lineage: Eukaryota; Fungi; Ascomycota; Saccharomycetes; Saccharomycetales; Saccharomycetaceae
Exons: 1
Coding region: 1-1119 (372 amino acids)
Source: RefSeq, a predicted model, not a curated record